AAACAAUUUAUGCCUCUUAAUUUCCUCGAUUCCGCAAGAGAUUUGGAUUUGGACUUGAGAGAGAUUUCGGAAUCGGAGGAGGAAGACGAGAAUGGAGAAGGAGCAGCUAGAGAUCGUCGGGCCACUGGAGGAGCCGUUGAUGGAAAACAUCGCACCAGCGGAGAUUAACGGCCUGGAUUCGCUUUCCUCGUCAGAUACUGAUAGCGAGAAACCAGAUUCUCCCGUUCCCAUCAAUGCUCCGAUCUACCGGAUGUUUGGCAGAGAGCGACCAAUCCACGUGGUUCUCGGCGGAGCUGCUGAUGUGUUGUUAUGGAGGGACAAGAACGUUACGGCGGGAUUACUCAGUGCAGUGACUACGAUUUGGCUUUUGUUUGGAUUUGGUCAUUGUCGUCUUCUCACUUUUGUUUGUCGUGGAUCGAUCCUCUUUCUGCUUCUCUCAUUCCUCUGGUCCCAUGCCCUCAACAAAUCUCCAGAGAGCAUUAUGGAGAUUUACAUCCCUGAGAAGCCAUUACUCCAAGCUGCUUCUGCAUUGACAUUUGAGCUUAACUGUGCUUUUGCAACCUUAAGGAGCAUUGCCUUAGAGAGAGACAUCAAGAACUUUGCAAUGGCACUCAUAGGACUUUGGCUUGUAUCCAUCAUUGGAAACUUGUUCAGCUUCUUGUCGUUGGUCUACAUCUGCUUUGUAUUGAUUCACACGGUGCCAAUGCUUUAUGAGAAGUUUGAAGAUGAGAUUGAUCCAAUUGCAGAGAAGGCUGUGAUUGAGAUGAAGAAGCAUUACCAAGUUUUUGAAGCCAAGGUUUUAAGUAAGAUCCCUCAUUAGCCAAAGUACUAAAAAAAAUCGAAAUUGAAACUAGAUUCGAUUGACUUAGUUUUAGUUCAUUUAUUUAUUCUUUUUUUUGUGUGGGUCCAAAUCAUUUCAAGUCAUUCCUCUGUUCAUGUGGUUUUGGUUACUUCCUACUCAAGCUAUCUACAACUUUUGUGGAUAUAAAAGGGGCUGAGCCUUUAAAAUAAUGUUUACAGAGGCUCGACCCAUUUUUACAUAGCUAUAGAUAUCUAAUGGAAUCCUAAAGCUUACACUUCUCCAUGGUUGAAUGAAUGUUUUUUUUGUGUGAUAGAUAUAGCUGCUCUGUUUUCCAUUCUGUUAUUGUCUGUUUUGCGGAAGCUUCUGCUCUGUUUUGUUUGGUUUGGAGGGACGAUAACUUUUGGGUUGUUUUUGAACAUUUUUGUAACUUUGUUUUCUUU
Thlaspi arvense is the source of this 1242-nucleotide messenger RNA. The record is from the annotation of a GenBank genome assembly. Lineage: Eukaryota; Viridiplantae; Streptophyta; Magnoliopsida; Brassicales; Brassicaceae.